UAAAAAUUAAAAUUAAGCCCUGUUACCCCUCUUCCAUCUUUCUCUCUCCUCCGUUUCAUUCUUUGAAUCCUCAAAAAUCCGACUUUCUUCUCUCCAUCACGUCGCUCGACGUAACCGGCGACUACCUACCUGACAUUGUAUUCCAAAAUCCACGAAUCUUAUUUUCCGGAUCUUCCAAUUUCAACUCUUUGAUCACUUGAUCUCAACUGGGUUUACCCCUUUUCUCAUUUUUUUUUCUGGUACAUUGAAUUUAACAAGGAGAAAAACUUAAACUUAGAUUAGAUCAAUCAAACCCAUCUUCGAAUUGGGCCCCACCCGUAAAAAUGGCGGGUGCUGCGGGUGGGUUUGUCACUCGGGCAUUCGAGUCGAUGCUUAAGGAAUGUUCCGCGAAAAAGCUUACUUCACUUCAAUCUGCAAUUCAAUCUUAUCUAGAUGGUGUUAAAGAGGGAAAUCAGCAAACCUAUGUGGAGGAGAAGCCUCAAGCUGCACUAGUAGCGGCAGAAGCCCAGGAGAGUGUACCUAGUUCUGAUGAGGGUGUUGACAACGAAAAGGUGAAGGAUGAUGUAUCUCAAGGACAUACCUCUGAGGGGGCAGAACAAGCUGGGGCUUUGGCACGGAUGAAUAUAUCUAUUGCAACAGCCUUAUGCAAUGCAGGACAGACUUUAAAUGGAGCUGAAGCAGAGCUUGUUCUAAACCCACUUCGACUUGCUUUUGAGACGAAAAAUAUAAAAAUUGUAGAACUGGCAUUGGAUUGUCUUCAUAAACUCAUUGCUUAUGACCAUUUGGAGGGUGAUCCUGGUAUAGACGGUGGAAAAAAUGCUCCCCUGUUUGCUGACAUUCUUAACAUAGUUUGCGGUUGUGUUGAUAAUUCUUCCUUGGACAGUACUGUUUUGCAAGUAUUGAAAGUGCUCCUGACAGCAGUAGCAUCUGCGAAAUUCAGAGUGCAUGGGGAAUCUUUGUUGGGAGUUAUUAGAGUAUGUUACAAUAUUGCUCUGAACAGCAAGAGCCCUGUAAAUCAAGCAACAUCAAAGGCAAUGUUGACGCAAAUGAUCAGCAUCAUAUUUCGUAGAAUGGAGUCUGAUCCGAGUAUCAUUUAUGUCUCAAAGGAGAUUCAAGAUCAUAGUCCAAGUGGUUCUGAUAGGCCUACAUCAGAUAAAUCUACUAGUAGUUCAAAAACAAGCGAAGAAGCCAGCUCUGCAUAUGACCAAAAUGAGAAAGAGAUGACCCUAGGAGAUGCACUUUCUCAUGAUCCGGUGAAAGACGCGUCUAUUGCAUCUUUAGAGGAACUCCAAAAUCUUGCUGGUGGUGCUGAUAUAAAGGGUCUGGAGGCCAUGCUUGACAAGGCAGUGCAUCUUGAAGAUGGAAAUAAGACAAAACAUGGGAUGGAUCUUGAGAGCAUGAGUAUUGGGCAUCGCGACGCCCUCCUGCUAUUCCGCACCCUUUGCAAGAUGGGUAUGAAGGAAGACAAUGAUGAAAUUGCAACAAAGACACGUAUUUUAUCCCUUGAGCUUCUGCAGGGCCUACUGGAAGGUGUCAGCCAUACAUUUACUAAAAAUUUCCAUUUCAUUGACUCAGUGAAAGCAUAUCUUUCCUACACUUUGUUGCGGGCAUGUGUCUCACCAUCCCCUGUAAUCUUCCAGCAUGCAGCUGGAAUAUUUGCCGUGUUAUUGUUACGAUUUAGAGAGAGCCUUAAGGGUGAGAUUGGAAUCUUCUUUCCCUUGAUAGUGUUAAGGUACUUGGAUAAUGCAGAGUGUCCACCUAGUCAGAGGUCUAGUGUACUGAGGAUGCUUGAGAAGGUAUGCAGGGAUCCGCAGAUGCUUGUGGACAUAUUUGUCAAUUAUGACUGUGACCUGGACGCACCAAACCUCUUUGAACGAAUGGUUACAACUUUGUCAAAAAUAGCUCAAGGGACUCAAGCAUCAGAUCCAAAUCCUGUUGCUGCUUCUCAAAAUGUAUCAAUCAAGGGUUCAUCACUUCAGUGCCUUGUAAAUGUGGUUAAAUCAUUGGUUGACUGGGAGAAGUCACUUAAAGUAUCAGAAAAGCAGACUUCUACUGAUGACGAGCUUUCUGGCAUGACCAAACCAGAAAAUAGAGAGGAUGUUUCUAGUGAUUUUGAGAAGGCAAAGGCUCAUAAGUCAACAAUUGAAGCAGCAGUAGCUAUGUUCAAUAGGCAGCCCAGCAAGGGUGUGGAGUAUCUAAUAUCUAAUAAGCUGGUGGAAAAUACACCUGCUUCUGUUGCGGAAUUUUUGAAGAAUACAUCCAAUUUGAACAAGGCUAUGAUUGGUGAUUACAUAGGCCAACAUGAAGAGUUCCCCUUGUCUGUUAUGCAUGCUUAUGUUGAUUCCAUAAAUUUUUCUGGAAUGACUUUUGGUGCUGCUAUAAGAGAGUUUCUUAGUGGGUUUAGACUUCCUGGAGAAGCUCAAAAGAUUGACCGCAUCAUGGAAAAAUUUGCUGAACGCUAUUGUGCAGAUAAUCCAGCUUUAUUCAAGAAUGCAGAUACAGCUUAUGUUCUUGCCUAUGCCGUCAUAAUGCUGAAUACGGAUGCUCAUAAUCCUGUGGUGUCAACUAGAAUGUCAAAGGCUGAUUUUGUGCGUAUGAAUACUAUGACUGAUGCAGAAGAGACCGCACCUCAGGAGCUCUUAGAGGAGAUAUAUGAUUCUAUUGUAAAAGAAGAAAUUAAGAUGAAAGAUGAUCUGUCUAGCAUCGGUAAGAGUAGCAGACAGAAACCAGAAACUGAAGAAAGAGGACGCCUGGUCAGCAUCCUUAAUUUGGCUCUUCCUAGAAGUAGGUCUUCAACAGAAGUAAAAUCGGAGACUGAUGCUAUAGUUAAGCAAACACAAGCCAUAUUCCGAAAUAGGGGUACAGAAAGGGGGGUUUUUUAUACCUCACAGAAGGUUGAGCACAUAAGGCCCAUGGUGGAAGCAGUAGGAUGGCCUUUCCUUGCUGCAUUUUCGGUUGUCAUGGAGGAAGGAGAUAAUAAGUCAAGGGUUCUGGCAUGCAUGGAGGGAUUUAAAUCUGGAAUUCAUAUUACGCAUGUUCUAGGAAUGGAUACAAUGCGAUAUGCCUUUUUAACAUCAUUAGUCAGGUUCACUUUCUUGCAUGCGCCCAAGGAAAUGCGCAGCAAAAAUGUUGAAGCCUUGCGGACUUUAUUAGCUUUAUGUGAAACUGAUACCGACUCUCUUGAAGACACAUGGAAUGCUGUUCUGGAAUGCAUUUCUCGACUAGAGUUUAUUACCUCAAAUCCUGCUAUUGCCGCAACUGUGAUGCUUGGAUCAAAUCAAAUUUCCAGGGAUGGACUUCUUCAAUCUCUUAGAGAGUUGGCAGGGAAACCUACAGAACAAGUAUUUCUGAACAGUGUUAGGUUGCCAAGCAGUGCAGUGGUCGAGUUUUUCACAGCCCUUUGUGGUGUUUCUGCGGAAGAACUGAAACAAACGCCAGCGCGUGUUUUUAGUCUACAGAAACUUGUUGAAAUAAGCUAUUACAACAUGGCCCGCAUACGUAUGGUGUGGGCUAGAAUAUGGUCUGUCCUUGCCAAUCACUUUAUUUCUGCUGGUAGUCAUCAUGAUGAGAAGGUGGCUAUGUAUGCUAUUGAUUCCCUGAGACAGCUCGGCAUGAAGUAUUUAGAACGUGAGGAGCUCACCAAUUUUACAUUCCAGAAUGACAUUUUGAAGCCAUUUGUUGUCCUCAUGCGAAACAGUAGAAGCGAAUCCACAAGAAGGCUUAUUGUUGAUUGCAUUGUUCAGAUGGUUAAAUCAAAGGUGGGAAGCAUAAAGUCAGGCUGGCGAAGUGUUUUUAUGAUUUUUACCGCUGCAGCGGAUGAUGAAUCAGAACCCAUUGUUGAAAGUGCAUUUGAAAAUGUGGAGCAGGUGAUCUUGGAACAUUUUGAUCAAGUAGUUGGGGACUGCUUUAUGGACUGUGUUAACUGUCUUAUUGGGUUUGCCAACAAUAAAAGUUCCCAUCGCAUAAGUCUGAAGGCUAUUGCACUGUUGCGUAUUUGUGAAGACCGACUUGCAGAGGGUCUUGUACCUGGUGGUGCUUUGAAGCCUAUUGAUGUAAACGAAGAUGAAACUUUUGAUGUGACUGAGCAUUACUGGUUCCCGAUGCUGGCCGGUUUAUCAGACCUUACUUCAGACCCAAGAGCUGAGGUCAGAAAUUGUGCCUUAGAAGUUCUGUUUGAUUUGUUGAAUGAAAGGGGUAGCAAGUUCUCUCCAUCGUUUUGGGAAAGUAUCUUUCGUCGAGUUCUUUUUCCUAUCUUUGAUCAUGUAAGACAUGCUGGGAAAGAGACAGCUUCUAAUGAUGAUUGGCUCCAUGAAACCUGCAUUCACUCGCUCCAGUUGCUGUGUAACCUUUUCAACACUUUCUACAAGGAGGUAUGUUUUAUGCUGCCACCAUUGCUCAGUUUAUUAUUGGAUUGCGCCAAGAAGACUGACCAAUCAGUGGUGUCUAUAGCACUUGGUGCACUUGUUCAUCUCAUUGAAGUUGGCGGACAUCAGUUCAGUGAUAAUGAUUGGGAUACCUUGUUAAAAAGCAUAAGAGAUGCUUCAUACACUACACAGCCACUUGAACUGCUGAAUGAUUUGGGUUUUAAACAUUCAAAUACACCCGAGCAACUGGGGACUUCUAAGCCUGAUGUUGGUGAUGGUGUUUCUAUUAAUUCUAUUGGCCAUCAGUCUGUGCAUAUCGGGCAAUCUGAUGGCAAUGAAGGUGACACAAAUGGUGAUAGCUUGCAUUCAGAAGUAUCUGAAGGAUUACCAUCAGCAUCUCAGAAUCCCACUGAUUCUGUGGACUUGCAGAGGAACCAGAGCUUAGGUCAAAGAAUAAUGGGUAAUGUGAUGGAAAAUCGUUUUCUUAGAAGCUUCACCUCCAAGGCAAAAUAUGAAGAAGUUGAUGUCGCCGUGCACCCUCAAACAGAGUUUCCCGUAAUUGAGGAGCUUGAUUCAAAGGACGAAGUGGAAAGCCUGCUGUUAACAACCAUUAGGGGUAAAUGCAUCACUCAGUUAUUGCUUCUCGGUGCAAUAGAUAGUAUUCAGAAAAAGUAUUGGACUAAAUUGAAAUCCCAGCAGAAGGUCACCAUCAUGGAAACUUUGCUAUCCAUUUUGGAUUUUGCUGCUUCGUAUAAUUCAUACCCUAACCUUCGAUUGCGCAUGCGCCACAUUCCUGUGGAAAGGCCUCCAUUAAAUCUUCUACGCCAGGAAUUGGCAAGCACUUGUAUAUACAUGGACAUAUUACAGAAAACCACUUCAGAACUUGAUACUAGCAAAGAUAACGAUCUUGAUGCGAGUGACAUCCAGUAUUCUAAGGUGUCCCAGAUUGAGGGUGACCUCAUCACAAGGGCCUCUUCUACUGGAGACGAGAAGCUUGGUCGAGUAGCAGAAGAAAAACUGGUGUCGUUUUGCGGGCAUAUGCUGAAAGAGGCAUCUGAUUUUCAGUCUGCUGUUGGAGAGACUACUGAUAUGGAAGUUCAUCGGGUGUUGGAGUUGCGUUCUCCUGUAAUUGUGAGGGUAAUUAAAGGCAUGUCUUCAAUGAAUACUCAGAUAUUCAGAAAGCAUCUCCGAGAGUUCUACCCAUUGCUUACCAAGCUUGUGUGCUGUGAUCAGAUGGAUGUUCGUGGGGCACUUGGUGAACUUUUCAAGAGGCAACUUAGCUCGCUAUUAUCACAGUGAGUAAUGCACACUGCUCAAAGUUGCUCGAAUCCUGUCUCCAGUGGAGCGCUUGGGUAUUGUAUUGUUUUAUUUGCUCCAUACGCAACCGUCCCUAUAAACACAGCUACAAUUUUUGGAUAAUGACAUUUUUGCCUUGCACUGUUUGUGCAUUCCCUUGGCCUUCUAGGCAGUAACAGAUCUCGAGUUUCUCGGUCUGCUAAUUGUCAUUUUCCUUUUGCCCUCCAUAGACUUUAAAGAAUUAGAAGCUUGGCUGUUAUGUAUAGUCGUAAUUGUCUAAUGCGGGAGUACUAGUUGCAGGAGGUAGUUUGUUGAAGAGCUAAAUUACAGCGAGUAGUGUAUUAAUAGGGCUUAUUUUUGUUAUAGGAGCCAUGUAGUAUUCUACCUGGUGAAGCAUAGAGGCAUUGUUAUAUGAGCCGUUGCGGGAUUAUAAUCAUUAUAUGAUUCAAUCUGGUUCAUGGCUGAAAA
Messenger RNA from Beta vulgaris subsp. vulgaris (sugar beet), 6128 nucleotides. RefSeq names its product brefeldin A-inhibited guanine nucleotide-exchange protein 5. The record is from RefSeq and is a predicted model, not a curated record. Gene Ontology annotation, molecular function: guanyl-nucleotide exchange factor activity. Bases 324 to 5663 code for a protein of 1779 amino acids. NCBI's taxonomy places the organism in Eukaryota, Viridiplantae, Streptophyta, Magnoliopsida, Caryophyllales, Amaranthaceae. Gene Ontology annotation, cellular component: trans-Golgi network. Gene Ontology annotation, biological process: regulation of ARF protein signal transduction. The transcript is spliced from 33 exons.